AUGGCGAGCGCUACCUCCUUCUACGAGUUCAAGACAAAGGACAAGAAAGGGCAAGAAUACCCUCUGUCCCAGCAUCAAGGCAAAGUCAUCCUAGCCGUGAAUACUGCCUCGAAAUGUGGUUUCACACCUCAAUUCGGUGGCUUAGAGUCGCUUUGGAAGAAGAUACAAGCAAAUGAGCAAUACAAGAAUGAUUUUGUCAUCCUCGGCUUUCCUUGCAACCAGUUCAACAACCAGGAUCCUGGCUCCAACGAGCAGAUCCAAGAGUUCUGUCAGCUCAACUAUGGCGUGACUUUUCCUGUGUUGGGAAAGACAGACGUGAAUGGUUCAAAUGCAGAACCUGUGUGGGAGUGGAUGAAAGCCGAGAAACCUGGAAUGAUGGGUCUCAAGAGAAUCAAGUGGAACUUUGAGAAGUUCUUGAUCGGUAGAGACGGGAAGGUCGUGAACAGAUGGGCGAGCUUGACGAGCCCGGAGAAGCUGGAGGCGGAUAUCUUGAGGGAGCUGGAGAAGCCUAAGCCUACGAAGGCUGGAUUGUAG
Messenger RNA from Lithohypha guttulata, 534 nucleotides. RefSeq names its product Glutathione peroxidase 2 (gene GPX2). The record is from RefSeq and is a predicted model, not a curated record. The coding region runs from base 1 to 534 and encodes 177 amino acids. Gene Ontology annotation, biological process: cellular response to oxidative stress. The transcript has a single exon. Gene Ontology annotation, molecular function: glutathione peroxidase activity. Lineage: Eukaryota; Fungi; Ascomycota; Eurotiomycetes; Chaetothyriales; Trichomeriaceae.